Messenger RNA from Pelobates fuscus (common spadefoot toad), 1584 nucleotides. Its product is annotated as meiosis-specific nuclear structural protein 1-like. NCBI's taxonomy places the organism in Eukaryota, Metazoa, Chordata, Amphibia, Anura, Pelobatidae. The transcript has 11 exons. The coding region runs from base 76 to 1467 and encodes 463 amino acids. Gene Ontology annotation, cellular component: motile cilium. The record is from RefSeq and is a predicted model, not a curated record. Gene Ontology annotation, biological process: cilium organization.
ACAGUUGCCUGGGUAACAAGAUCAAGCAGGCGCUGCAGGUCGGAGAGGAGGAGCGGGUUCAGUAACACCGGAACCAUGAUGAGCUCAUGGAAAAACAUGAUUUAUGUACAGUGGGAGAAGGUGGUGGCAGAGACUCAAAGACGGCAAGGCAUUCGAGGGAGUGAAAAAAAAACAGAGCAGCAAAUGGAAACAAAUGUAAAGAGUGAAGAAAAUGCAGAAAAGAAGCGCUUUGUGAAAAGAUUGCAAGAGAGAGUACAAGAGAGACGAAUGGAAGAGUCAAUUCAACGAACUGCUGAAGAAAAACUAUUAAGAGAAUGGCAACUGCAACAGGAACAGCAAAUGGUGCGGGACCUUGCAGCAAAAAAUUAUGAAAAACUUAAAGAUGAGACAAUGAGGCAACAAAUACGAGAGAACAGCCGUCUAAUGCGCGAACUACAACAAAAGGUGAAGGAGCGUGCUGCACAGCUUGCUGAGAAAGAACCGAAACCUAAAAUAACGACUGCUGAAGAGAAAAAGUUAAAAGAACAGCAGCUGGAACAGGAACAGCGAGUGGCGUGGGAGCUUGCAAAAAUAAACCAGAAGAAACUUCAAGAUGAGAAAACAAAGCAGCGAAUGCAAACAGAUUGCCAUCUAAUAGAUGAACUGAAAGAAAAGCUUAAGGAGCGUGCUGCACACGUUGCUGAGAAAGAACUCCUGAAACAUGAAUUAACGAACAAAUAUUCUGAGAUUGCUCGAAAAAUAAAAGAGGAAAACAAAAGACCUUCAGAAAAAGCGCUAAUCAAACAAACUAGACACUAUCAGGGGAAGCUACUUUACCAAUCCGAGUUGGAGAGACAGCUGGAGGAAAAGGAAUUGAAGAAGCAAGAUGUAUAUGAGGAGUUCCUGAGGGAGAAACUGCUGGUUGAUGAAAUUGUAAGAAAGAUCUUUGAGGAAGACCUAAUGGAAAGACAACUGAAAUUACAAAAAAUGAAUGCCACAAAGCGAUACAUUAAAGAAUUCAAAGAGCAGCAAAUCACAUGGAGGAAAAUGGAAAGUGAGAAAAUGGAGGAGGAAAACCGUAAAAUCCUGGCCUUUGCUAUGGCCAAUGUCCGGGACGGGAACUCAAAGAAAGCUCUUCGAGAAAUGCUUGCAAAUCAUAUACAGAGAGAGCAACAGCAGAGGGAGAAGCUGGAGAAGAUGUAUGAGAAGUUGUACGUUGAAGAGCAAGCAGUUGAGGCUCGGCAGCGAGAUAUUGAGCAGGAACUUCAAGAAAUACAGGAGGAAGAAAGAAGAGAAGCUUUACGUCGUGCCAUUGUUGAAGAGGAGAGGCAGAAGCUUCUCAAACAGCAUGCCGCUAAGUUGUUUGGAUAUUUACCAAAGGGAAUAUUUAAAUAUGACAGUAACCUUGACACGUACGAUGAAGAACUUUGUAAGACAUUCCGGGAAAGAAGGGCAGCCAUGUUUCCAGAGCAAUGCUGGGAAUCUUAAACCACAUGAUUGUGCAUUGGGAUAGUACCACCACUAGGUUGUAUAUCUGUUAACUAAAUGUAGAUGUGUGAAUCUUAGACUUGGCCACAUGCAUUUUAAAAAUAAAAAAAACUCAGU